This is a messenger RNA of Schistocerca cancellata (South American locust), 6645 nucleotides long. It is a transcript of the gene Fim, whose product is annotated as plastin-2. The coding region runs from base 58 to 1944 and encodes 628 amino acids. The transcript is spliced from 12 exons. Gene Ontology annotation, cellular component: actin filament bundle; cytoplasm; actin filament. Gene Ontology annotation, biological process: actin filament bundle assembly; actin filament network formation. Lineage: Eukaryota; Metazoa; Arthropoda; Insecta; Orthoptera; Acrididae. Gene Ontology annotation, molecular function: actin filament binding; calcium ion binding. The record is from RefSeq and is a predicted model, not a curated record.
GGACGAAAUACCUGUCUCAGAAGCAAAUAGGUGGUAGAUGGCAGUUCGUUGGGCACGAUGGAAAGCAACGGUUACGUUUCCAUAUUCGACGAGCUAGACGAAGACGCGUACGAAUUCUUUUCUCGCAUCGACAAAAAUGGAGAUGGUUUCAUUGAUUUGUCAGAGUUACGAGAAGCCCUGGAGGUUUGCGGAUUCAAAAUUCCUGGAUGGGAAGUUAGAAAAAUAAUAGCAGAAUUUAACAGCCGUGGAUCUAACCAUUCUGGCCGCCUCUCCUUUGAUGAAUUUGAGAAGCUCUGUUUAGAUCUAAAAUCAAAUGAAGUUGGAAACACAUUUAAGAAAGUUGUGUCAAAAAAAGAGAAUUUAGAAACACUUGGAGGAAUGUCAGAUGCAUCUAGUGAAGGUACAACACAUUCAGUGAGGUUGGAGGAGCAACUGGCAUUUUCUGAUUGGAUUAACACAAAUCUGAGGCUUGAUCCUGAUCUGAAGCACUUACUACCAAUUGACUCAGAGGGCAAGACACUUUAUGAGAAAGUAAAAGAUGGUAUUUUGUUAUGUAAGAUAAUAAACCAUUCUUGCCCUGAUACAAUUGAUGAAAGAGCCAUAAAUAAGAAGAACCUGACUCUGUACACAAAGCAUGAAAACUUAACUCUAGCGUUAGUAUCAUCCCAAGCUAUUGGUUGCAAUAUAGUAAACAUUGAUGCACAUGACCUUGCUAAAGGAAAACCUCAUCUGGUCCUUGGUCUUUUGUGGCAGAUUAUAAGGAUUGGAUUGUUCAAUCAGAUAACUUUGGAGAACUGCCCAGGUUUGACAUCUUUAUUGUCUGAUGGGGAACACAUAGAGGAUCUAAUGAAAUUAUCACCUGAAGCUAUCUUGCUAAGAUGGGUGAACCAUCACCUUGAAAGGGCUGGAGUAGCCAGGAGGUGUGGCAACUUCCAGGGAGAUAUUGUAGAUUCAGAAAUUUAUACAUACCUGCUGAAGCAGAUUGCACCACCAGAAAGUGGUGUGACAAUGGAAGCAUUAAUGGAGCCAGAUCUUCUGCGACGUGCAGAAAUAAUGCUCCAGCAAGCUGGGAAACUGGGUUGUCGUAGUUUUGUCACACCGAGUGAUGUGACUAAUGGAAUUUACAAACUUAACCUUGCAUUUGUUGCCAACUUGUUCAAUAACCAUCCCGGUCUUGAUCGCCCUGAAGGUGAAAUUGAAGGAUUAGAGAAUAUUGAAGAAACCAGGGAAGAGAAAACUUACAGGAACUGGAUGAACUCAAUGGGUGUGCAACCAUAUGUCAAUUGGCUCUACUCUGACUUGGCUGACGGUCUUGUCAUCUUCCAGCUCUACGAUAUUAUUAAGCCAGGAAUUGUCAAUUGGAACAAGGUACACAGGAAAUUCUCAAAGCUACGAAAAUUUAUGGAGAAAUUAGAAAACUGCAAUUAUGCCGUUGAGCUUGGUAAACAGCUUAAAUUUUCUUUGGUUGGCAUUGCAGGCCAGGAUAUAAAUGAUGGAAAUGCUACUCUCACACUAGCUCUUAUAUGGCAGCUCAUGAGAGCAUAUACGCUGUCUAUAUUGACCCAGCUGGCUAAUACAGGAAGUCCAAUAGUAGAAAAAGAAAUUGUUACGUGGGUCAACAAUAAACUUUCACAAGCUAGGAAGAAAAGUACACUGAAGAAUUUUCAGGAUUCAUCUUUAGCAGAUGCAAGAGUAGUGAUUGACCUCAUUGAUGCAAUUAAACCAGGAACUAUUAACUAUGACUUAGUACGAGAAGGUGGCACAGAAGAGGACAAUUUGGCUAAUGCGAAAUAUGCUAUUUCUAUGGCGAGGAAGACAGGAGCGAGAGUGUAUGCGCUUCCAGAAGACAUUACUGAAGUGAAGCCAAAAAUGAUAAUGACUGUUUUUGCUUGCCUUAUGGCUAUGGAUUACAUCCCAAACAUGGAUGUUAAACAAGAUUCAUAAGUUUAUAGCUAUCAGUAGGCGCUUGUAAGUGAAUUUUGUGAUUGCAAAAGUACCUAAAGUUUUAUUUUUGAAUGGUUGUAAAGUAGUUUAUAUUUCAUUCCAUAUUGUAUACAAACACUUGUAAUGUCAUCUUUGAAAAAGUAUUUGUGUGUAUGUGUGUGUCAAAGUAAAAAGAUGAUACAGUGAUAAUGUACAAUAUUCAUCACAUUUUUUAAAAAAAAUGUAAUGUUGUUCUUACAGGAUGAGAGGUGGGGAGGAAAUUUAGACAUUGAAGUCCUCAUAACAGAUAACAGAGAAUAAUGGGAAAGUUCUUUACUAGUGGUCUUAUUCUUUGUCUUAUGUGAGAGAACAUUUUUGUCAGCAUUAUUGAGUGGUAAUGUGAACAUAUUCUCACUUUAUCCAUAUUUUGAAUGGGCAGAAGACACACUUCAGACUGCAUAAAUGAGUUACCUCAUUUCUGUAGUUUAUAUAUAUAUAUAUAUAUAUUUUGUAAUAUAUUUUAUACACAGCCAUUGUAAAGGGUCACUCCUUCAAUGUAAUCAGAUAGCCCCAGUAUAUCCAAAAGUGAAACUGAACGUGUGAUGCUGGGUUUCUUGUAUUGUAAAGAUCCCCAGUACUCGUUCUAUAGCAGGCGAAUAGAUGUGGGGGCAUCUUGGAAAGACUGUAACAAAGAAAAAUCCCCCACCCUAUCGAGGAUUGAACCCAGGACACCCAGGGUCGGAGUCUAGUACUGUACCUAUUAGACCACCUUGGCCAAGAGGCAUUGUAGAAAUAAAGUAUAAUGUGGUAACCUAUUCCAUAAACUUACCACAAAACAAUUUACGUUGCUAUAUUCUCUUCAUAAUUUUUGGCAGGAUGCUUACCUGAAUAUAGCUUUCAAAACUAUCAUUUGUCCACAAAAAUGCAUUUUUAUUCAUUUGAUGGUAAAUCUGUCUUGAUAUCGUUUCCAUACAGUACCAUACAAUGUAUAAAAUGACGCCUGCUGUGCCAAGUGAGGACUAGUAACCAUAUUAACAUCUGUAUUUUGAUGUAUAAAGAAAGUUGUUCAUUGACUAAUACAUAAAUUAGACAAUUUUGUCCAUGACAUUCCAUUUAUGUAGUUUACCAAGGCACUGUAUGUGAUUAUAUGUUUCUAUUGUUAAAGGGCACAAUUUGUAUCUGAUGGUUUUAACAUCAGUAUAUAUAUGACUGUCAAUAAUAUUAUUUUAAACUAAUUAUGAAAUUCUGUGUUACCAAAAUUUACACUGAGCUUAAGAUUAUUAUGUGAAAGUGUCGCUAAUGAAGGAACAUUAUUUUAUGUACUCACGUGGAAGAGGAUGAAAAUACAAGACAAAAAUCACUUUUACGUUGAUUUCGCAUAUUAAUUACAGAUUUGUAUUGUAGUGUCUCUCUUCUGUUUCUGUCCACUUUGAUGAUACGUCCACAGUUUUCCUGAAAUGUGGUCAGUCAAAAUAGUAGUAAUGGUACUACCACCGACUUCUUCCUCCUCCUCCUCCUCCUCCUCCUCCUCCUCCUGCUGCUGCUCCUGCUCCUUUAUUGAUUUCCCACUGUAUUGCUUUCAGCUGCAAAAGAAUUUGAUAGUAAUGAUUCACCCUUUAUCUCAGUGUACUGUGUAAAACGUCAAUGAUGUAUGCAACAUAUAUAGACACUAGAUUACUUCGAUAUUGUAACGUAGUCUUUCGAAAAUGUUCGCUGUAGAUGAUGAGAUCCUGUAAGUUUUUCAACUUUAAAUACUCCUGGCUCUGACUGUAUUCUCAUUUCAGUUUACAGUUUUCUUGACUUUUAUUGCUAUAAAAAAUAGUUUUUCAUAUUUGUCUUUACUGUCAUGAUACAACUUCUUUGUUGAAUUUUACCUGAUUGUCAUUUCACAAUGUUCGGGCUUCUUGAGCUUCCUCAUCAAUUUCUCUUGCAUUUUUAAUUCUACUGCUCAAAUUAAUUUUUUUGUAAUCAUGUCAGAGUUGUGAGCAGUCUGUGUGAGGUGGCACUUUUUUUGAUUCACACCACUUCUUUCCUGAAAGUUCCAUAGACUUCUGCUGUUUUACUUGCAGUUAUUAUUUACACACUAAUUACUUUCAGGAGAAAGUAUAAUAAUCAAUGUAACUGUGGUCAUCUCAUGCUCCAUUGGUGACCAUAAACAUAUGCCAUGUGUUUACUUUUUAGGUUGAAUCAUUCUUGAUUGUUUCUGUAAUCUGUAAUGUCCUGCAAAGCUUGAAACUAUAGAAACACUCUUGAGAUUUAUUAUUGUAAAGCACUGACUGCCAAAAAAUUGUUAAAUUAAUUGUCGAGAUUGAAGAGUAUACGAAAUGGAUGAUGAACAGUAUUUCUCUGAAAGUUUCUGUAGAGAUAUAAACUCAAAUAUUUGUAAGUCAUCUAACUUCGAUAUGAUUAAGGGACAGAUAACAACAUUAAUGAAAUUCCACAUAAUGCAUUUGGAAUCAGUUUGCAGUUGUAUGACGAAAAUUUGUUGAUAUACUCAUUUUUUCAUGCUGUAAUUAUUCAGUGAGUAGCAUAUGAAAGUAUUACAGUCUAAUUUCUCAACUUAACAGUUUGUAGUUUUGAAAUGUUGACCUCACAUCAUUUCCCAAUAGCGAAACUGUAACAGUACAUCUGAGCUUUGUUUGGAACGUGUUGUCCCCCCCAUCCUGGUCUGUUAACACUGUUUCAGUAUUUUUGACAGGAAACUGGAAUCCUGCAGUAACCAGUGGUCCCACAUUAAAAGCCCGUUCCACUUUUUCCAUCAUCUUUCCCAAAGUGUAGAUGAAAUUUUCAGUCAUUUUAUCUUCAGGUUCAGAGUUAGAACACAGGGAUUCAAAAUAUCUAUUACCCUGUUUAAUAACUUGUAUCUAUCUUGGAGUGUCACGAUGAUGAUUUAACAGAAUAUCCUGAGCUUAAGACAAUAAACUCUCAUGGUCAGGAAAAAACAAGAUUUUCAAGUUUACUUCUUGUCUGUUAUUAUUAUUAUUAUUAUUAUUAUUAUUAUUAUUAUUGCUGCAACUACUACUACUACACUAAAGUGAGUGAGUGAUUCACCAACUAGACAAGUCGUGAAACGGUAAUAAUUACUACUGUCAAUUGCUAUAUCCUAAAUGUAGGUAGUGUGACACUGUCCACAUUUAACAACAUAAGUUAGUAACAGAAAACUUUGUCAACAUUAUUACUUUUUAAAGUUCUCUCUGUCUUAUGUUAAAAAGUUGACAGUUAGGAUUAUAAUCAAUCCUGGCCAUAAUUUCCAUAAUGGGAUGACUAGCUGAAUCAAGUCCAUGGAUACACAGUCAGGAUGUUGGAAGAAAACUGCCAUUACUUGAAUUUAAAUAAUUGUUUUGCAUUUUCUGCAUAGUUUCAGUUAACUAUGAGAGGUUGUAUCACACUGAAGUUACAGUAGCAUCCCUUAUUCCCCAUAAAGCAGUUUGAAUGAGAAAGUGCCUUAGUAUAUAUUAGUUGAGAGAGAUCCUGUUUGAAUGAUGAUAGAAAAUCUGUGCAAUAGUGAAGAAAGAAAUUGGUUACUCAACAAGACAUGUUGGGCUGUGAAUAUGUGGGGGAGAGAAAUUUGGCUUGUAAAACAGUCACCCUUGUCAAACUCAUUGUGACAUGGAAAUGCUUUCCAUAAGUGUGUCACAAUUAUUGACUGUAGCAAGUCCUUUUCAGGUUCCUACUGGCUCUGUUGAAAUUAAACAUCAAGGUUUUGGGAGCCUUGCUUUAUUGUGUGUAUGGUCUUCAUAAAUAUUUGUGUAGUAUCCAGCAGUGAAAAAAAUUCUUUGGUAUUCACAAAUUAUUAGUUAACUAAAGCAAAAUUGUCGUAAGAUUGAAUUUGAGAAAGGACCAAAAACUUGAUUACCUUACAAGCUAGCAGUUGUGCCGGUGACUAGUUGCCUCGGUGUUUGAUACUUGGGAAAUUACUUAUAGUUUUACAGGUUUUAUAGAGGUGACAAACCCACUUAACAUAUUUUUGUAACCUAUGUCAAACCAUAAAAUGAAAGACUGAGAUAAAUGUCAGUGCUGCAUUUAAAAUUGUGUUCUGUAUUAAUCAUAAAUAAUGAAAUGCUUUAGGUCAUUUUAAACAGUGUGCUGAACUGAUAUAAAGGACUACUAAUUUUUGUAUAGCAUUAUUAGUAGUAGCUUGAAACAUUUGGUAAACAGUUCCAUUUUGAUAAAGUUCUUUUCUAUAAGACUGCAUUUGUGGCAUUUGAUAGAUAAAUAAAUGUAGAAUUUUUCCCACGUACACACAUUUCCAUGUUUUUCAGAAGUUCUAUGUUCGGCCUUUACCAGAGAUUUCGAAUGAAUUGUCACUAAGUUGCAAGAGACCUGGAUAUUGAACUUCAUCUAAUCUUAAGCUAUCUGUUGUAUGUUUGUAACUCAUACAUUAAGUUUGUACAAUAUACAAAUAUUUGUAUUUAAGGAAAUAAUUAUCCUGAAACAUAAAUCAUUCACAAAUUAUUAAAUCUAGGAGAACACUGUUAAAAGUGUAUGUUUUUACAAUUGAUGUUUCAUUUUAGUAAAAAAUUUAUUAAUAAAAAAUUGUAUUUAUUUCAGUUUUAAAAUUUUUAUUGUAUGUUAAUUUUUCUUAUUUUAUAAAAGACUUGCAGUACUUAUGGAAUGCCUUAUAUAUGAGACUUAAACAGUUACAUUAAAGUUAAGCAGCUAGAGAUGUAGCUAGUUCUUUUUUAUAGUUAAAAUUAAUAAAGUAACUUUUUUUACUCAGAA